AUGUGCAUUAAUUGCGUAAUUUUUUUAGUUUCUUCAUCUAUGUUUUUUCGAUUUCUUUUACAUUCUUUUCUUCUUCUGCAUCCUUUUAUUGUCUAG
This is a messenger RNA of Spirodela intermedia, 96 nucleotides long. NCBI's taxonomy places the organism in Eukaryota, Viridiplantae, Streptophyta, Magnoliopsida, Alismatales, Araceae. The record is from the annotation of a GenBank genome assembly.